UAGUUUCCUCUCAACCAGUGAGAACUCCGAUGUGCAGCGCGCGGGUUUGCGGAAAUUGCAGCAGACGAAGUGCAUGUGUGUAACGUUACUGCUGUGUUUUGUCUGUGUAGUUUAAUCACACACGGGAUCGAAUGAAACUAUCGCAGCAUGUUGAGCGCGACAUCAGACGGAGAACAUUCAUCGCGCUCCGCCACCGUCACAGCUCUGCUCGCGCGCAGACCUAUGAAGAGAGCCAGAGAUGAUGAGACAGAGCAGCAUCUACAGGAGUCCUGUGUGAGCCUGCUGAUGAGACACCAGAACACACCAGAGCUCCUGCUGGAGAUCACAUCACAUCAUAAAAUUAGAAGCAUCAGCUGUGACGGAUAUGAAGGGCUGGAGCACAACACAGGCAUCCAUACAUCUGUUCUGGAGAAUGAGCUUCGGAGGAGAUCGGAGCAGAUGGGGGUUCCGGUCGCGCUGCUGUCAGCGAGAGUUUUGCUGGAAAACAUCGAGGAUCUGAUCACACAGACAGACACAAACACAGAACAUGUGUUACUGAACACUAAACAGAGAUCUGAUGUGUGUGCAUUACUGAAGUCGGCUCAAGCGCUGAUGUCUGCUGGAAUAUUCAGUCCCGAGCUCCUCUGGCAGGAAUACUGGAAGCUUCAGCCCGUGCUGGAGGUGAUUUAUCAUCUACACACUCACAACAUCCUCACGCUGGACUUCAUGCUGGAAAGAGAUGCAGCUGUGAGCGCAUGGAUCACUGAUCAGCUGAAAGCUUUAUGUGCUUCCAUGAACACCACACCGGAUGACCAACAGAUACGACAUCACAUCCUCUCCACUGUAGUGUGUGUUCUGGUGCGGAGGGCGUUUGAAGACUCCGCUCAUAACCUCUCUCAGACAUGCUGCUGGAUUCUGGACUCCAUGAUCUCAUGGCUCCUGGACUCACUGAGUGUUAAAGGCACCGAGACGUCAGCCGCUGGCUUCUGGGUUCAAGUGUUUGACGUCUCAGUGUUUGGUGGCUGUGUUUCUGAAGACACAUUGCAGAGGUUCUUCACGCACACGCUCAUGCGUGUUUUUACAUACCGACCCAUUUAUAAAGUGUCAGAUGUCAUCGCUGUACAGAGUGAAUGGAGCUUUGCUAAAACGCUUCCAUUAUUGACGGCUCUUUUUUCGAAGAUCUGUCUUGUCUUCAGUGUGGAGUGUGUGCUGAGUCAGAUGCAGCAGGUCUUAGAGACUCAUGAGGUGAACUGGCGUCACAUUCUCUCGUGUCUGUCUCAUCUGCUGAUAUAUCACUCUCAGACACAGUGCUGCCUCACAGAUCUACUGUCCAGGCUGCUGAGAUCAGCGUUUGACAGUUACGAUGUGGAGAAGAUGAUCACGUUGUUCCUGUUGGCCCGUCAGGCGUCUCUCGAGGGUCCUGCUGUCUUUCCCCCAUACAGUGAUUGGUUUAAAUUGUCAUUUGGUGGCUCCAGCGGUUAUCAUGCUAAAGGCAAGAAGUCCACUGUGUUUCUCCUGAAGUUCCUGUCAGACCUCGUUCCUUAUGAACCACCACAGUAUCUAAAGGUUCAUGUAAUGCAUCCUCCGUACAUCGGAGGAAAGUAUCGUUCUCUGCUGCAAGAGUACAUCACCCUUGCCAAGACCCGACUGAGAGAUCUGAAGGUGUCGCUGGAGGAGACGGGGAUCUUUGAGGUGGUGAACGGAUCUGCUGGUGUGGUUGAAUGUCCAGCACAGCAGGAUGUUGAGAAGGCCGUAACACUUUUCAUGACCACCAAUAAGAUCCCAGCAACAGUGAUAGAGGCCAGUAUUUUUAGGAGGCCGUAUUUCCUGUCUCGUUUUCUCCCUGCUCUCCUCUCUCCACGUGUGCUUCCUGUGAAGUCAGAUGCCAGAAUGGUGUUCAUUGAGGCCUUGAGAAAGGCAGAUAAGAUUCCCGCCGCCCUGUACACGUCAUAUACAGAAUCCUGUCGGAGAGAGACGUACAGACAGAAAGAAGGUGUGUGUGAGUCGAGUGAGGACGAUCACCUGCUGGUUCUACAGGAACAGUUUCUUCAUUUGAGGAGAAUGAUGACUGAUGGGGCCACUGACGGUGAUGUUUGUGCUCAGCUGUCCAGGAUCUCUCUGACCUUGAGGAAUGUGCGUGCUGAUGAAGAGACAGGAAGUGAUGUCAUCACACUGAACCGGGAUUCACCUGACUCGGCACACGCUGCUGUAUGA
Molecule: messenger RNA, 2193 nt
Organism: Sinocyclocheilus rhinocerous
Lineage: Eukaryota; Metazoa; Chordata; Actinopteri; Cypriniformes; Cyprinidae
Product: FA complementation group A
Exons: 22
Coding region: 148-2193 (681 amino acids)
Biological process (GO): interstrand cross-link repair
Cellular component (GO): Fanconi anaemia nuclear complex
Source: RefSeq, a predicted model, not a curated record